This is a messenger RNA of Letharia lupina, 657 nucleotides long. RefSeq lists its product as uncharacterized. The transcript has a single exon. Bases 1 to 657 code for a protein of 218 amino acids. The record is from RefSeq and is a predicted model, not a curated record. NCBI's taxonomy places the organism in Eukaryota, Fungi, Ascomycota, Lecanoromycetes, Lecanorales, Parmeliaceae.
AUGCCCGACCUCCCUGCGAAGACCAUUCUCCUAGCUCUCGAUAGGGAAGAUGAUGCAAAGACUAAAUCCAGUGGUCUCAGCUGGCUCUCAAUCAUUGAGGUAAUGGGGAUAACGCCAGGACUGCAUGGCAAGCACUGGAGACGCUAUCACCACGGUCACCAAUUUACAAAUCCGAAUGCAAUCGGACAUCUCAGCCGGAGUUUAUCUUUGAGUAACGUUGGCCUGUGGAACGGAAACAAGGAUUUUUCGUUUUCGGACCCCAACAACUAUCUGGAGCUACGGCACAAGGCACCGCCUGCCGUUGUCCUAAGCACGGACCAGGACUCCGAGUAUUCCAGGGAAGCAAUACAAGCGAAAUCUGGUACCGCCUUUGACCACGUCGAUCUCCACAGCUUUCAGCGAACGAUCUACGAAAACGCUGACGGGGCCCACUGGCAUAUCAGUCACGGUCCAGGCGGACUACCAGAUUUCGACUGGAUUGAGGAACAAAAUAAUUUCGAACUCGAGACAGAUUCGCAAACCGGGAAGCAGAUGGCAGCUUCAACUCUGGUUCGGACCUCAUUUCCUCGUCUCUCCUUGCGAUCACAUCCAUCAACUGAAUACCAUCAGUCAUCAUCAAGUACAGACCUCACUACCCGUCAUACAUAUUCGAAUUAA